Capsicum annuum is the source of this 2115-nucleotide messenger RNA. RefSeq names its product disease resistance protein At4g27190-like. Gene Ontology annotation, molecular function: ADP binding. The coding region runs from base 1 to 2115 and encodes 704 amino acids. The transcript is spliced from 5 exons. The record is from RefSeq and is a predicted model, not a curated record. NCBI's taxonomy places the organism in Eukaryota, Viridiplantae, Streptophyta, Magnoliopsida, Solanales, Solanaceae.
AUGGGUAGGGACUUAUUGAAGCUCAAAAAGGUAUUCAUCAUAGGUGUGUGGGAAGCAGGAGGAGUUGGGAAAACAACAUUGGUGACUAAUCUAAACAAUGAGCUCCUAAAGACCGGUGUGUUAAGUCGUAAACUGUCAUUUGGUGUUGUGAUAUGGGUCACCGUGACCAAACCGCCAAUAGACAUAAGACAGGUUCAAGCACAAAUUGCCAGCAGAUUAAACAUGAAGAUAGAUAGCGAGGGAAGUGAUCGAAGCAUUGCCAGCAAAAUCUGUGAAAGGCUCGAGGAAGAAACGAGUUUUCUUCUCAUAAUGGAUGACGUUGGGGAAGCUAUAAAUUUGGAUGAUGUAGGUGUGCCCCAACUUUCCGCGAGAAGCAAGGUAAUUAUAACUUCUCGUUUUUUGAGUGUUUGUUGCCAAAUGAAAACAGAUGUCGAAAUGAAGGUUUACACAUUGGACGAGGAUAAAUCUUGGCAACUGUUUGACAAAAAUGUGGGAGAUAUUGUCAAUCAGGAGCAAAUCUAUCCAUUGGCAAAGGAAAUUGCAAGAGAGUGUGAUGGUUUACCUUUAGCAAUCAUUGUUAUUGGAUCAUCCAUGAGAGGGAAGACGAGGGUCGAGCUCUGGAAAGAUGCUUUGAAAUCACUUAGAAUGUCCGAACCUCAUAGCAAAGUUGUAGAAGAUAAGGAUAUUGAAUUAUCCUCAGAGCAAAGAAGCAAACGUGUGAACAAAAAGAGAGGUGAUAUUCAAAGUUGUUUCUUAUAUUGCUCCUUAUAUCCAGCGGCUAUUCCAAUAGAUGAUCUCAUACAGUGCUGUUGGGCAGAGGGGAUCCUCGGUGAACAUGACACAUAUGAAGAAGCCUACAACAGGGGAAUCACGUUGAUUGAGAGUCUAAAAGAUGAUUGCUUGCUAGAAGACGCUAAGAUGAAGACUGGGUGGAGGGAGGUUGUCCAUUAUGUUAAGAUGCAUGACGUAGUUCGUGAUGUUUCCAGAUGGAUAGCUAGUACCUUUGGGGAUGAACACACUUCUGUUUUUCAAGCUGGAAUUGGGUUGACUGAGGUGUCAUCUUCUAUCAAGAGAAUAUCUUUCAUAAGCAACAAAACUGAAUGUCUAACUGAUUGCUUCACGAAAUGUCCAAAGACAACAUCUUUACUUUUGCAAGUUUGUCAACUACAUGCUGUAAUACUACAAAAUUGUUAUUGGCUGAAAGAGUUACCACCUAUUGGUAAUCUUCACAGUUUGCAAGUGCUCGAUUGUGAUGAUACAAUGUUAAGUUGUCUGCCGCAUGGAAUGGACAAUUUGACAAAUCUGAGGCUAUUAAAUAUGCCUGUUUCUAAUAUGAAGAGCAUUAGCAAAGGAUUUUUCCUCAAAUUUCCUAGCAUUGAAAUGUUAAAUAUGUGGCGUAGCUGUCUUAGAGCGAUUUCUUUUGAUGAGAUAUCAUCUCUACACAAUCUGAUAUAUCUUUUUAUUAGAGUGGAUAGCUCAUCAUUUUUCAAUAGAGAUUACACCUGGAUGACUAGAUUGAAAAGAUUUCACAUUAGAGUUGGGGAAUAUUCACUUUAUGCACCAUACAACAAGUCAAAAAGGGUGAUAAGUGUCUAUGAGUGUGAUAUUUUCAGUAACGGAGAGCUCUCAGUUAUGUUGCAGUUUGCUUCAGAUUUGUACUUGGAAAAAUGCAGGGUGGAAGGAGGAAGUGGACAAUUUGACCCUUUGCCAAAUCUGGAAUACAUCGAACUACGUUUCGUAGAAAAUUUAAAGAGUGUUUCAGAUUUCGGUCAAUAUUGGGGUCUAAGAUUUUCUAAAUUACGCCAACUGGUUAUCUAUCGAUGUGAAAGUUUAACAUGUCUUUUCAAAGAUGGUGGAGCUUGUUCUGUGCCUAAGCACAUGGAAGAAAUUACAAGAGUUCGGAAGUUAAAGUUGUUUCUCUUACCAGAACUAGGAACGUUGGGGGAGCCACAGAGUAUGUGGGAACACUUGGAGGAACUCAAUGUGAGCUAUUGUGACAGAUUAAGGAAGUUGCCUCUCUCUAUUCAAACCUCCAACAACAUCAAAGUAAUAAAGGAGUAUCAUAUUGGUGGAGCCAACUGGAAUGGGAUGAUGAUAACUUCAAGUCAAAUUUAG